Molecule: messenger RNA, 348 nt
Organism: Loa loa (African eye worm)
Lineage: Eukaryota; Metazoa; Nematoda; Chromadorea; Rhabditida; Onchocercidae
Exons: 2
Coding region: 1-348 (115 amino acids)
Source: RefSeq, a predicted model, not a curated record
AUGCGACAUUUGCGCAUGAACAAAUUUAUGUGGCAUUAUCAACAGCUGCUUUUCCUAUUUCUUUUAGCAAUAACAAUAUGUUAUGCUAUUCCAAUGAGUUAUAAAUAUGAUCCAUUUGUGAUGGAUGUAAAACGAGAUUCCGGUUUAAUGCUUAGCAAUGUGAUGAUGAUGAAUGAUGAUAUUAGUAUCAGGAAUAUUACCGCUUUGGCUCGUUCUAAACCUGAUGGUAAAGAAUUGGGUCAAGGAUCAUUGUCAAGACGUCGUCGUGCACUUCAUGAUCUCGAAAGAUGGAACUAUAUGCAAAAUACGAAACGAAAUAUUCGUAGUGCUCUUUUGGAAUUGAUCUAA